Messenger RNA from Cajanus cajan (pigeon pea), 1677 nucleotides. RefSeq names its product SKP1-interacting partner 15. Gene Ontology annotation, molecular function: protein binding. The record is from RefSeq and is a predicted model, not a curated record. NCBI's taxonomy places the organism in Eukaryota, Viridiplantae, Streptophyta, Magnoliopsida, Fabales, Fabaceae.
UGUCAUGUGGAGAGUGUGAGAAAGUGAGGUACAUGGAGGAAGAAAAAGAGAGUUGAAGCAAGGUUGAGUUUCACUAACCUUGUAAAAGCAUAGGCUUUUCCCCAAUUCGGAGCUGAGGCAUAAUUUAGAGUUGAAGAAGAUGGAGGAAGAGCCCCCGAUCUACCGACUCCCCCACGACACCCUCCACCAGAUCUUCUCCUCCCUCCCCCUCCGCCAGAUCAUCCUCUGCCGCUCCCUCUCCAAAUUCUUCCUCCACCUCCUCUCCACCCCCUCCUUCCUCCACCUCCUCUCCACCACCCUCCCCCCCCCCCCCCCCCCCCCCCCCCCCCACCCCCCCCCCCACCACCACCACCACUCCCCCCUCCCCCUCUUCGACCCCGACCACAACACCUGGCUCCACUUCCCCCUCGACUUCCUCCCCUUCCACUCCCCCCUCCCCGUCGCCUCCUCCCCGGGCCUCCUCUACCUCUGGGCCCAACCCCAACCCCAGGCCCAAGCCCAAGCCCAAGCCCAAGCCCAUCCCACCAACACCAACACCAAAUCCCUCCUCGCUUGCAACCCCCUCACCCGCACCUUCCGGCUCCUCCCCCACCUGGGCUCGGCCUGGUCGCGCCACGGCACCGUCCUGGUGGACUCAAACCAGCGCGUGAUGGUCCUAACCGAACUAGCCGCUCUCUACUGCCAGCCACACUCAACAAAGUGGCUCAAAUUCUCCUCCAACCUACCUUCGAAGCCUCGUAGCCCUCUCCUGAUGAACGACUCCGCCUACGCCCUCUGCGACGUCGGCUCCCCCUGGCGCAGCCACUGGAAGCUCUACACGUGCCGCCUCGCCGCCGCCUCCGCCUCCCCCUGGCACCGCCUCGACCGCCCCCACUGGGGCGACGUCCUCGACGUCCUCCGCCGCCCCCGCCUCGUCCGCGGCCUCGGCAACCGCAUCCUCAUGGUCGGCGGCCUCAAGUCCUCCUUCGCCCUCAACGCCCCCUGCUCCACGCUCCUCGUCCUCCGCCUCGACCUCGACACGCUCCGCUGGGACGAGGCUGCGCGCAUGCCGCACGACAUGUUCAAGUGCUUCCGCGACUCCACCAAGUUCAAGGCCUUCGGCGCCGCCGACCGCGUCUGCUUCUCCGCCAAGCGCAUCGGGAAGCUCGCGCUCUGGGACCGCCACGCCGCCGACGGCGUUGAGUGGCGCUGGAUUGAUAACCUCCCUGGGAAUGGCGACGGGCUCUACCGCGGGUUCGUGUUCGAAGGGAGGCUCAAUGCUGUGCCCUGACUCAGGAUUUAGGGUUUAUGCUUCGAAAUUGGAAAGUCUUGAUGGGGUGGGACUCUGGUACUGAUCCAGAGGUGGAUGGUCAUGAAUAAGAAAAGGGUGAGUUUUGUGAAGGAAGGGUUGUAUGGCUUGAACACAAAAGCCUAAUUUUAUGUAGGUUUUAGGAAGUUAGCAUUGAUCUGUGGUAAACAAGGAGAAUCUUGCAUUAUUUGAAUGACCAGUUAAGCACAUUCCCUUCCAAGUUAACUGCAAACUUAAUUUAUCAUUUCCUGAUGGAUUUUGAAUGGCAUGACCUUGGAUGUGAGUCUUCUAUUGGUUUAUUCUUUGUUAGAAUGAUCUAAUCAUUGAAAUAAAAGUUCAAGCCCUUUCAACCCCAUGUUUUGCACCACUUAUUCUGAAGUUAUUGGCUA